This is a messenger RNA of Oreochromis niloticus (Nile tilapia), 1373 nucleotides long. RefSeq names its product fetuin-B. Gene Ontology annotation, biological process: negative regulation of endopeptidase activity. The record is from RefSeq and is a predicted model, not a curated record. The coding region runs from base 70 to 1242 and encodes 390 amino acids. Lineage: Eukaryota; Metazoa; Chordata; Actinopteri; Cichliformes; Cichlidae. Gene Ontology annotation, molecular function: cysteine-type endopeptidase inhibitor activity. Gene Ontology annotation, cellular component: extracellular region. The transcript has 7 exons.
CAUCUCUACACAGCUCUUUUGGAAGCUCGAGUGUGACAGUGUGUAAGAGAGUCGUCCCAGGCCUUUACCAUGAAGACCUGCGUGCUGUUACUGCUGCUGGCGUUGGGUUGUGUGACCAUCAAUGGUGCACCAGUGGAGCAUGGUGGCAUGGAGCCAGCCUCAUGUGAAGACGCAUCAACAAAAGCAGCUGCUGAACUGGCUCUUACCAAAAUCAACCAGGACAGGAAGGAGGGCUACAUCUUCAGCCUGCACCACCUGUCCAAUGCCCACAUAAAGAGACAUGGUGAGAAUGGUGAGGUUUUCUACCUGACUCUGGAUGUUGUGGAGACCGACUGCAGCGUUCUCAGCAAGAGGGACUGGAAGAGCUGUGACAUUCGUCCAAGGGAAAACAUCAAGGUAUAUGGACAAUGCAAAGCUGCUAUCUUCAUCAAUAAGGUGCAUAGAGUGGAGCGCCUCUACAAAUACAGCUGUGUUAUCAGACCAGGUAGGGUGCAUGAGAGCUGUCCCGGCUGUCCAUAUUUACCUCGCAAUAAUGAGGAAGCUAAAGUUCAGAAGACUGUGACCCACUCUCUGGAGAAAUUCCACAACCAGAGCAGGCCAGCCAAUCGGUUCACUCUGCUCAAAAUCUCCCGUGCUACUGCACAGGUUGUCGCAGGUUCAAUUUACCGUGUGGAAUACACCAUCCAGGAGACCACCUGCCCCCACAGCACAGAAGCAGUGACAGCUGAGAACUGCCCCCCUAUGGACUGCGAGUUUGCUCACAAGGGCUUUUGUAAGGCAUCCCUCUUCCAGCCUCUUUGGGGUGAGGGAAAAGUCGAUGUCAACUGUGAGAUCUAUGAGCCUGAGGCAUCUGAGAGGGAGAAGCAGCUCCACCUGCUGGGUGUAGAGACUGAACACACCCAUGAUGACGCACACUCACACAGUCACCUGCAUGAACACGAGCACAGCCAUGGGCACAGACUUGGGGCCACACCCCACAAGGAUCCAGAGGGAAUAGUAACAGUCUUGCCUGCCCUGGGCCAGCCUGUGACCCUUCCUUCCUUCCCUGAUGUCCCUGCCGGUGGGCCUGGAGUUGCAGUCACUCUCCCACUUAAGCCCGACCCUCAGAUUCCCGGAGAAAUGGAACCCACCAUCGAGCCUUUCCCAACCUCAGUCUCAGCCCAGUGCCCCACCAAAGAGGGAGGGGAUCAAGAUGUGGGGACUCUCUUCGCCAAUGACCCCAUGUUCAAGCCGGCUGCAUAGUGCGGUGUAUGAAACUGAUCUAAAAUAUACACACAAAGUCUCAAGUGUGAUGAAUUUAUAUUACAUAGUGAUUGUCAGUGAUUGAUAACGUUUUCUGUCACUGUAAUAAAGACAAAAACACAUUGAAUUAU